AUGCGGUCUCUAAACCCUUUCGGUUCGGCGAGUGGGCGAUACACCUUUUUCGACGUUCGACUCGACAAUGACUUCAUCGUUUUCCGGGGUAACGACCACGAGGCAUCAGGCCAGCUUCUCAAGGGCACCGUCGUCCUCUGCCUACAUUCGCCGCUCAAACUAGAAGCAAUACACCUAAAGCUGGUCGGCGCCGCCCACUAUACCUGGACCGAUGCGAAAGUAACAGCAACAGGGAUAUCGACCCAUAAAGUUGCCAAAACAGCACCAUUCCUCGAGCACCGAUGGACCCCGUUCGAAGGCAUUGGCGCGCUAGACCCGACCAACGAUUCACGCUUGCAAACCAGGGGUAUCACACUGGACGCCGGAAAUUACGAAUGGCCAUUCGAGCUGAUGCUCGAUGGCGACACGACCGAGAGUGUGGAGGGGCUACGGGAAGCCGGCGUCCAGUACAAGCUCAAGGCGACCAUAGCAAGGGGCAAGUUGAUGCAUGACAUCCACGCUUACAAGCAGUUUCGUGUGAUCCGAACCCUGGAGGCCUCGGCACUCGAAUUUCUCCAUGCUAUGAGCAUUGAGAACAUCUGGCCCAACAAGAUCGACUACUCGAUCGUCGUACCACAAAAAGCAGUUGUUUUUGGCAGCUGCAUCCCUGUUGAGAUGAGGUUUACGCCGCUGCUCAAAGGCCUCGAGAUUGGCGACGUUACCAUCAAGUUGAUCGAGAUCCACGACAUCAUCCUCCAUGGCGUUUCCGGCCACAGCCUCCGAGAGCACAAGAAGGAAAGGGAAAUCGACUCCUGGACGAUAUCGGUGACCCGGGAGGAACACUGGCAAGAUGUAAUCCAGGACAGCGGGCCGGAGGGUUGGGAGGGACAGGAGGGUUGGGUGGUCCACACGACUUUGAAUCUACCUAAGAGGUUGACCAAGUGUCUGCAGGACGUGAACGUCAAGGGAAUCAAGAUUCGGCACAAGCUCAAGGUGGUGGUGGCACUCAACAACCCAGACGGCCACGUCUCGGAACUGCGUGCAACGUUACCCGUCUCCAUCUUCAUCUCGCCCAACAUGCCGUUGGACGAAACCGGAACACUUGUGCGACAGCUUCCCAGCGGUGCGUCUCGCGAAGCAGCUACUAUUGCACCGCCGGCCUAUGAGCACCAUCGCCUAGACCAGCUCUAUGCCGAUAUUGAACCGAUGAGCCUCAACCCCAACCUCCACUCCAACCUCAACUCACCCCUUGGCGGCCGGUCAGGGGUCAACAGCCCGUUCCCUGGUCACUCAAGGGCAGGGUCCACAGAAAACCUCCCAGCCCUACUGGAAACUUCUGCCAUUCAACCGGACGUGCUGGCGCAUAGGCUGCACAGCAUGUCUCUAGAGGACAGACACCGGAACACAUCGUGGAACUCGAACCUCUCGGCAGCUGGCGGUCCUCCCACUCCCGGAGAAGAUGUCCACAUUUCCCCGCCCACCUCCGCGCCGCUCACCCGGCACAAUAGCGGUGAUAGCCCUGUGGGCUCCCACACGCCACCCGAGCACCUCGAUUUUACCGAGACAUCGGAGCUGUCUAAGGUGCCCAGCUACCAGACUGCCGUCCGGACUCCCGUUCGCUCGCUCGUAUCGGAAGUCCACGGCCUUCCCGACUAUCAAACCGCCCUCAGCGCACCCAGCUCUCCGCCGGGCACCCCACGGUUAAUCGCCGCCCAGACACCCACCAUCGCCGAGAGCAUAGAGGACCACGUCUCCAUUCCCUCGCCAGCAGAAGAACUCCUAGGUUAUGCGACUGCGCCGGCGACGGGUUUGGCGGGACCGUGGCCGCAUAUCUCGGUUCCCCGCUCCGGCCUCGCUCCGACCUCUACUCCCGGUCAGUCCUUGGCCCGUAACCCGAUAUCCGCACCCGUGACGGCACCGGCCUCACGAGAGCCCAGCCCACCAGCGCCGACCCGCAGGCCGAUGCUGCAUAGGAGGCAGUUUUCUGCAAGCCUCAUCCAAGGGGUACGGAAUAUCGUGGGUGAUGGGGAUGAGGGUCGACGGUUACACUUGUUGCAGGCGAGGAUUGGGUAG
This is a messenger RNA of Dichotomopilus funicola, 2052 nucleotides long. RefSeq lists its product as uncharacterized. The record is from RefSeq and is a predicted model, not a curated record. The coding region runs from base 1 to 2052 and encodes 683 amino acids. Gene Ontology annotation, cellular component: cytosol; cytoplasm; plasma membrane. Gene Ontology annotation, molecular function: ubiquitin protein ligase binding; protein-macromolecule adaptor activity. Gene Ontology annotation, biological process: ubiquitin-dependent endocytosis. NCBI's taxonomy places the organism in Eukaryota, Fungi, Ascomycota, Sordariomycetes, Sordariales, Chaetomiaceae. The transcript has 3 exons.